Messenger RNA from Closterium sp. Naga37s-1, 35366 nucleotides. The record is from the annotation of a GenBank genome assembly. NCBI's taxonomy places the organism in Eukaryota, Viridiplantae, Streptophyta, Zygnematophyceae, Desmidiales, Closteriaceae.
UUGGUCCUGUGGACCGGUUGGACCAACCGGCCAGUUGGUCCUGUGGACCGGUUGGACCAACCGGCCAGUUGGUCCUGUGGACCGGUUGGACCAACCGGCCUGUUGGUCCUGUGGACCGGUUGGACCAACCGGCCAGUUGGUCCUGUGGACCGGUUGGACCAACCGGCCAGUUGGUCCUGUGGACCGGUUGGACCAACCGGCCAGUUGGUCCUGUGGACCGGUUGGACCAACCGGCCAGUUGGUCCUGUGGACCGGUUGGACCAACCGGCCUGUUGGUCCUGUGGACCGGUUGGACCAACCGGCCAGUUGGUCCUGUGGACCGGUUGGACCAACCGGCCAGUUGGUCCUGUGGACCGGUUGGACCAACCGGCCAGUUGGUCCUGUGGACCGGUUGGACCAACCGGCCAGUUGGUCCUGUGGACCGGUUGGACCAACCGGCCUGUUGGUCCUGUGGACCGGUUGGACCAACCGGCCUGUUGGUCCUGUGGACCGGUUGGACCAACCGGCCUGUUGGUCCUGUGGACCGGUUGGACCAACCGGCCAGUUGGUCCUGUGGACCGGUUGGACCAACCGGCCUGUUGGUCCUGUGGACCGGUUGGACCAACCGGCCAGUUGGUCCUGUGGACCGGUUGGACCAACCGGCCAGUUGGUCCUGUGGACCGGUUGGACCAACCGGCCAGUUGGUCCUGUGGACCGGUUGGACCAACCGGCCAGUUGGUCCUGUGGACCGGUUGGACCAACCGGCCAGUUGGUCCUGUGGACCGGUUGGACCAACCGGCCAGUUGGUCCUGUGGACCGGUUGGACCAACCGGCCAGUUGGUCCUGUGGACCGGUUGGACCAACCGGCCUGUUGGUCCUGUGGACCGGUUGGACCAACCGGCCUGUUGGUCCUGUGGACCGGUUGGACCAACCGGCCAGUUGGUCCUGUGGACCGGUUGGACCAACCGGCCUUGGUCCUGUGGACCGGUUGGACCAACCGGCCAGUUGGUCCUGUGGACCGGUUGGACCAACCGGCCAGUUGGUCCUGUGGACCGGUUGGACCAACCGGCCAGUUGGUCCUGUGGACCGGUUGGACCAACCGGCCAGUUGGUCCUGUGGACCGGUUGGACCAACCGGCCAGUUGGUCCUGUGGACCGGUUGGACCAACCGGCCAGUUGGUCCUGUGGACCGGUUGGACCAACCGGCCUGUUGGUCCUGUGGACCGGUUGGACCAACCGGCCAGUUGGUCCUGUGGACCGGUUGGACCAACCGGCCAGUUGGUCCUGUGGACCGGUUGGACCAACCGGCCAGUUGGUCCUGUGGACCGGUUGGACCAACCGGCCAGUUGGUCCUGUGGACCGGUUGGACCAACCGGCCAGUUGGUCCUGUGGACCGGUUGGACCAACCGGCCAGUUGGUCCUGUGGACCGGUUGGACCAACCGGCCAGUUGGUCCUGUGGACCGGUUGGACCAACCGGCCAGUUGGUCCUGUGGACCGGUUGGACCAACCGGCCUGUUGGUCCUGUGGACCGGUUGGACCAACCGGCCAGUUGGUCCUGUGGACCGGUUGGACCAACCGGCCAGUUGGUCCUGUGGACCGGUUGGACCAACCGGCCAGUUGGUCCUGUGGACCGGUUGGACCAACCGGCCAGUUGGUCCUGUGGACCGGUUGGACCAACCGGCCAGUUGGUCCUGUGGACCGGUUGGACCAACCGGCCAGUUGGUCCUGUGGACCGGUUGGACCAACCGGCCAGUUGGUCCUGUGGACCGGUUGGACCAACCGGCCAGUUGGUCCUGUGGACCGGUUGGACCAACCGGCCUGUUGGUCCUGUGGACCGGUUGGACCAACCGGCCAGUUGGUCCUGUGGACCGGUUGGACCAACCGGCCAGUUGGUCCUGUGGACCGGUUGGACCAACCGGCCAGUUGGUCCUGUGGACCGGUUGGACCAACCGGCCUGUUGGUCCUGUGGACCGGUUGGACCAACCGGCCAGUUGGUCCUGUGGACCGGUUGGACCAACCGGCCUGUUGGUCCUGUGGACCGGUUGGACCAACCGGCCAGUUGGUCCUGUGGACCGGUUGGACCAACCGGCCAGUUGGUCCUGUGGACCGGUUGGACCAACCGGCCUGUUGGUCCUGUGGACCGGUUGGACCAACCGGCCAGUUGGUCCUGUGGACCGGUUGGACCAACCGGCCAGUUGGUCCUGUGGACCGGUUGGACCAACCGGCCAGUUGGUCCUGUGGACCGGUUGGACCAACCGGCCAGUUGGUCCUGUGGACCGGUUGGACCAACCGGCCAGUUGGUCCUGUGGACCGGUUGGACCAACCGGCCAGUUGGUCCUGUGGACCGGUUGGACCAACCGGCCAGUUGGUCCUGUGGACCGGUUGGACCAACCGGCCAGUUGGUCCUGUGGACCGGUUGGACCAACCGGCCAGUUGGUCCUGUGGACCGGUUGGACCAACCGGCCAGUUGGUCCUGUGGACCGGUUGGACCAACCGGCCAGUUGGUCCUGUGGACCGGUUGGACCAACCGGCCUGUUGGUCCUGUGGACCGGUUGGACCAACCGGCCUGUUGGUCCUGUGGACCGGUUGGACCAACCGGCCAGUUGGUCCUGUGGACCGGUUGGACCAACCGGCCAGUUGGUCCUGUGGACCGGUUGGACCAACCGGCCAGUUGGUCCUGUGGACCGGUUGGACCAACCGGCCAGUUGGUCCUGUGGACCGGUUGGACCAACCGGCCAGUUGGUCCUGUGGACCGGUUGGACCAACCGGCCAGUUGGUCCUGUGGACCGGUUGGACCAACCGGCCAGUUGGUCCUGUGGACCGGUUGGACCAACCGGCCAGUUGGUCCUGUGGACCGGUUGGACCAACCGGCCAGUUGGUCCUGUGGACCGGUUGGACCAACCGGCCAGUUGGUCCUGUGGACCGGUUGGACCAACCGGCCUGUUGGUCCUGUGGACCGGUUGGACCAACCGGCCAGUUGGUCCUGUGGACCGGUUGGACCAACCGGCCUGUUGGUCCUGUGGACCGGUUGGACCAACCGGCCAGUUGGUCCUGUGGACCGGUUGGACCAACCGGCCUGUUGGUCCUGUGGACCGGUUGGACCAACCGGCCAGUUGGUCCUGUGGACCGGUUGGACCAACCGGCCAGUUGGUCCUGUGGACCGGUUGGACCAACCGGCCAGUUGGUCCUGUGGACCGGUUGGACCAACCGGCCUGUUGGUCCUGUGGACCGGUUGGACCAACCGGCCAGUUGGUCCUGUGGACCGGUUGGACCAACCGGCCAGUUGGUCCUGUGGACCGGUUGGACCAACCGGCCAGUUGGUCCUGUGGACCGGUUGGACCAACCGGCCAGUUGGUCCUGUGGACCGGUUGGACCAACCGGCCAGUUGGUCCUGUGGACCGGUUGGACCAACCGGCCUGUUGGUCCUGUGGACCGGUUGGACCAACCGGCCUGUUGGUCCUGUGGACCGGUUGGACCAACCGGCCAGUUGGUCCUGUGGACCGGUUGGACCAACCGGCCAGUUGGUCCUGUGGACCGGUUGGACCAACCGGCCAGUUGGUCCUGUGGACCGGUUGGACCAACCGGCCUGUUGGUCCUGUGGACCGGUUGGACCAACCGGCCUGUUGGUCCUGUGGACCGGUUGGACCAACCGGCCAGUUGGUCCUGUGGACCGGUUGGACCAACCGGCCAGUUGGUCCUGUGGACCGGUUGGACCAACCGGCCUGUUGGUCCUGUGGACCGGUUGGACCAACCGGCCAGUUGGUCCUGUGGACCGGUUGGACCAACCGGCCAGUUGGUCCUGUGGACCGGUUGGACCAACCGGCCAGUUGGUCCUGUGGACCGGUUGGACCAACCGGCCAGUUGGUCCUGUGGACCGGUUGGACCAACCGGCCAGUUGGUCCUGUGGACCGGUUGGACCAACCGGCCAGUUGGUCCUGUGGACCGGUUGGACCAACCGGCCUGUUGGUCCUGUGGACCGGUUGGACCAACCGGCCUGUUGGUCCUGUGGACCGGUUGGACCAACCGGCCAGUUGGUCCUGUGGACCGGUUGGACCAACCGGCCUGUUGGUCCUGUGGACCGGUUGGACCAACCGGCCUGUUGGUCCUGUGGACCGGUUGGACCAACCGGCCAGUUGGUCCUGUGGACCGGUUGGACCAACCGGCCUGUUGGUCCUGUGGACCGGUUGGACCAACCGGCCAGUUGGUCCUGUGGACCGGUUGGACCAACCGGCCAGUUGGUCCUGUGGACCGGUUGGACCAACCGGCCAGUUGGUCCUGUGGACCGGUUGGACCAACCGGCCUGUUGGUCCUGUGGACCGGUUGGACCAACCGGCCAGUUGGUCCUGUGGACCGGUUGGACCAACCGGCCAGUUGGUCCUGUGGACCGGUUGGACCAACCGGCCAGUUGGUCCUGUGGACCGGUUGGACCAACCGGCCUGUUGGUCCUGUGGACCGGUUGGACCAACCGGCCAGUUGGUCCUGUGGACCGGUUGGACCAACCGGCCAGUUGGUCCUGUGGACCGGUUGGACCAACCGGCCAGUUGGUCCUGUGGACCGGUUGGACCAACCGGCCUGUUGGUCCUGUGGACCGGUUGGACCAACCGGCCAGUUGGUCCUGUGGACCGGUUGGACCAACCGGCCUGUUGGUCCUGUGGACCGGUUGGACCAACCGGCCUGUUGGUCCUGUGGACCGGUUGGACCAACCGGCCAGUUGGUCCUGUGGACCGGUUGGACCAACCGGCCAGUUGGUCCUGUGGACCGGUUGGACCAACCGGCCAGUUGGUCCUGUGGACCGGUUGGACCAACCGGCCAGUUGGUCCUGUGGACCGGUUGGACCAACCGGCCAGUUGGUCCUGUGGACCGGUUGGACCAACCGGCCAGUUGGUCCUGUGGACCGGUUGGACCAACCGGCCUGUUGGUCCUGUGGACCGGUUGGACCAACCGGCCAGUUGGUCCUGUGGACCGGUUGGACCAACCGGCCAGUUGGUCCUGUGGACCGGUUGGACCAACCGGCCAGUUGGUCCUGUGGACCGGUUGGACCAACCGGCCAGUUGGUCCUGUGGACCGGUUGGACCAACCGGCCUGUUGGUCCUGUGGACCGGUUGGACCAACCGGCCAGUUGGUCCUGUGGACCGGUUGGACCAACCGGCCAGUUGGUCCUGUGGACCGGUUGGACCAACCGGCCAGUUGGUCCUGUGGACCGGUUGGACCAACCGGCCAGUUGGUCCUGUGGACCGGUUGGACCAACCGGCCUGUUGGUCCUGUGGACCGGUUGGACCAACCGGCCUGUUGGUCCUGUGGACCGGUUGGACCAACCGGCCAGUUGGUCCUGUGGACCGGUUGGACCAACCGGCCAGUUGGUCCUGUGGACCGGUUGGACCAACCGGCCAGUUGGUCCUGUGGACCGGUUGGACCAACCGGCCUGUUGGUCCUGUGGACCGGUUGGACCAACCGGCCAGUUGGUCCUGUGGACCGGUUGGACCAACCGGCCAGUUGGUCCUGUGGACCGGUUGGACCAACCGGCCAGUUGGUCCUGUGGACCGGUUGGACCAACCGGCCAGUUGGUCCUGUGGACCGGUUGGACCAACCGGCCAGUUGGUCCUGUGGACCGGUUGGACCAACCGGCCAGUUGGUCCUGUGGACCGGUUGGACCAACCGGCCAGUUGGUCCUGUGGACCGGUUGGACCAACCGGCCAGUUGGUCCUGUGGACCGGUUGGACCAACCGGCCUGUUGGUCCUGUGGACCGGUUGGACCAACCGGCCAGUUGGUCCUGUGGACCGGUUGGACCAACCGGCCAGUUGGUCCUGUGGACCGGUUGGACCAACCGGCCUGUUGGUCCUGUGGACCGGUUGGACCAACCGGCCAGUUGGUCCUGUGGACCGGUUGGACCAACCGGCCAGUUGGUCCUGUGGACCGGUUGGACCAACCGGCCAGUUGGUCCUGUGGACCGGUUGGACCAACCGGCCUGUUGGUCCUGUGGACCGGUUGGACCAACCGGCCUGUUGGUCCUGUGGACCGGUUGGACCAACCGGCCAGUUGGUCCUGUGGACCGGUUGGACCAACCGGCCUGUUGGUCCUGUGGACCGGUUGGACCAACCGGCCUGUUGGUCCUGUGGACCGGUUGGACCAACCGGCCAGUUGGUCCUGUGGACCGGUUGGACCAACCGGCCUGUUGGUCCUGUGGACCGGUUGGACCAACCGGCCAGUUGGUCCUGUGGACCGGUUGGACCAACCGGCCUGUUGGUCCUGUGGACCGGUUGGACCAACCGGCCAGUUGGUCCUGUGGACCGGUUGGACCAACCGGCCAGUUGGUCCUGUGGACCGGUUGGACCAACCGGCCAGUUGGUCCUGUGGACCGGUUGGACCAACCGGCCAGUUGGUCCUGUGGACCGGUUGGACCAACCGGCCAGUUGGUCCUGUGGACCGGUUGGACCAACCGGCCAGUUGGUCCUGUGGACCGGUUGGACCAACCGGCCAGUUGGUCCUGUGGACCGGUUGGACCAACCGGCCUGUUGGUCCUGUGGACCGGUUGGACCAACCGGCCUGUUGGUCCUGUGGACCGGUUGGACCAACCGGCCUGUUGGUCCUGUGGACCGGUUGGACCAACCGGCCAGUUGGUCCUGUGGACCGGUUGGACCAACCGGCCAGUUGGUCCUGUGGACCGGUUGGACCAACCGGCCAGUUGGUCCUGUGGACCGGUUGGACCAACCGGCCAGUUGGUCCUGUGGACCGGUUGGACCAACCGGCCAGUUGGUCCUGUGGACCGGUUGGACCAACCGGCCUGUUGGUCCUGUGGACCGGUUGGACCAACCGGCCAGUUGGUCCUGUGGACCGGUUGGACCAACCGGCCAGUUGGUCCUGUGGACCGGUUGGACCAACCGGCCUGUUGGUCCUGUGGACCGGUUGGACCAACCGGCCAGUUGGUCCUGUGGACCGGUUGGACCAACCGGCCAGUUGGUCCUGUGGACCGGUUGGACCAACCGGCCAGUUGGUCCUGUGGACCGGUUGGACCAACCGGCCUGUUGGUCCUGUGGACCGGUUGGACCAACCGGCCAGUUGGUCCUGUGGACCGGUUGGACCAACCGGCCAGUUGGUCCUGUGGACCGGUUGGACCAACCGGCCAGUUGGUCCUGUGGACCGGUUGGACCAACCGGCCAGUUGGUCCUGUGGACCGGUUGGACCAACCGGCCAGUUGGUCCUGUGGACCGGUUGGACCAACCGGCCAGUUGGUCCUGUGGACCGGUUGGACCAACCGGCCAGUUGGUCCUGUGGACCGGUUGGACCAACCGGCCAGUUGGUCCUGUGGACCGGUUGGACCAACCGGCCUGUUGGUCCUGUGGACCGGUUGGACCAACCGGCCAGUUGGUCCUGUGGACCGGUUGGACCAACCGGCCAGUUGGUCCUGUGGACCGGUUGGACCAACCGGCCAGUUGGUCCUGUGGACCGGUUGGACCAACCGGCCAGUUGGUCCUGUGGACCGGUUGGACCAACCGGCCAGUUGGUCCUGUGGACCGGUUGGACCAACCGGCCUGUUGGUCCUGUGGACCGGUUGGACCAACCGGCCAGUUGGUCCUGUGGACCGGUUGGACCAACCGGCCUGUUGGUCCUGUGGACCGGUUGGACCAACCGGCCAGUUGGUCCUGUGGACCGGUUGGACCAACCGGCCUGUUGGUCCUGUGGACCGGUUGGACCAACCGGCCUGUUGGUCCUGUGGACCGGUUGGACCAACCGGCCAGUUGGUCCUGUGGACCGGUUGGACCAACCGGCCAGUUGGUCCUGUGGACCGGUUGGACCAACCGGCCAGUUGGUCCUGUGGACCGGUUGGACCAACCGGCCAGUUGGUCCUGUGGACCGGUUGGACCAACCGGCCAGUUGGUCCUGUGGACCGGUUGGACCAACCGGCCAGUUGGUCCUGUGGACCGGUUGGACCAACCGGCCAGUUGGUCCUGUGGACCGGUUGGACCAACCGGCCUGUUGGUCCUGUGGACCGGUUGGACCAACCGGCCAGUUGGUCCUGUGGACCGGUUGGACCAACCGGCCAGUUGGUCCUGUGGACCGGUUGGACCAACCGGCCAGUUGGUCCUGUGGACCGGUUGGACCAACCGGCCUGUUGGUCCUGUGGACCGGUUGGACCAACCGGCCAGUUGGUCCUGUGGACCGGUUGGACCAACCGGCCAGUUGGUCCUGUGGACCGGUUGGACCAACCGGCCUGUUGGUCCUGUGGACCGGUUGGACCAACCGGCCAGUUGGUCCUGUGGACCGGUUGGACCAACCGGCCAGUUGGUCCUGUGGACCGGUUGGACCAACCGGCCAGUUGGUCCUGUGGACCGGUUGGACCAACCGGCCUGUUGGUCCUGUGGACCGGUUGGACCAACCGGCCAGUUGGUCCUGUGGACCGGUUGGACCAACCGGCCAGUUGGUCCUGUGGACCGGUUGGACCAACCGGCCAGUUGGUCCUGUGGACCGGUUGGACCAACCGGCCAGUUGGUCCUGUGGACCGGUUGGACCAACCGGCCAGUUGGUCCUGUGGACCGGUUGGACCAACCGGCCAGUUGGUCCUGUGGACCGGUUGGACCAACCGGCCAGUUGGUCCUGUGGACCGGUUGGACCAACCGGCCAGUUGGUCCUGUGGACCGGUUGGACCAACCGGCCUGUUGGUCCUGUGGACCGGUUGGACCAACCGGCCUGUUGGUCCUGUGGACCGGUUGGACCAACCGGCCUGUUGGUCCUGUGGACCGGUUGGACCAACCGGCCUGUUGGUCCUGUGGACCGGUUGGACCAACCGGCCAGUUGGUCCUGUGGACCGGUUGGACCAACCGGCCUGUUGGUCCUGUGGACCGGUUGGACCAACCGGCCUGUUGGUCCUGUGGACCGGUUGGACCAACCGGCCAGUUGGUCCUGUGGACCGGUUGGACCAACCGGCCUGUUGGUCCUGUGGACCGGUUGGACCAACCGGCCAGUUGGUCCUGUGGACCGGUUGGACCAACCGGCCAGUUGGUCCUGUGGACCGGUUGGACCAACCGGCCAGUUGGUCCUGUGGACCGGUUGGACCAACCGGCCAGUUGGUCCUGUGGACCGGUUGGACCAACCGGCCAGUUGGUCCUGUGGACCGGUUGGACCAACCGGCCAGUUGGUCCUGUGGACCGGUUGGACCAACCGGCCAGUUGGUCCUGUGGACCGGUUGGACCAACCGGCCAGUUGGUCCUGUGGACCGGUUGGACCAACCGGCCAGUUGGUCCUGUGGACCGGUUGGACCAACCGGCCUGUUGGUCCUGUGGACCGGUUGGACCAACCGGCCAGUUGGUCCUGUGGACCGGUUGGACCAACCGGCCAGUUGGUCCUGUGGACCGGUUGGACCAACCGGCCUGUUGGUCCUGUGGACCGGUUGGACCAACCGGCCAGUUGGUCCUGUGGACCGGUUGGACCAACCGGCCUGUUGGUCCUGUGGACCGGUUGGACCAACCGGCCUGUUGGUCCUGUGGACCGGUUGGACCAACCGGCCAGUUGGUCCUGUGGACCGGUUGGACCAACCGGCCAGUUGGUCCUGUGGACCGGUUGGACCAACCGGCCAGUUGGUCCUGUGGACCGGUUGGACCAACCGGCCAGUUGGUCCUGUGGACCGGUUGGACCAACCGGCCAGUUGGUCCUGUGGACCGGUUGGACCAACCGGCCUGUUGGUCCUGUGGACCGGUUGGACCAACCGGCCAGUUGGUCCUGUGGACCGGUUGGACCAACCGGCCAGUUGGUCCUGUGGACCGGUUGGACCAACCGGCCAGUUGGUCCUGUGGACCGGUUGGACCAACCGGCCUGUUGGUCCUGUGGACCGGUUGGACCAACCGGCCAGUUGGUCCUGUGGACCGGUUGGACCAACCGGCCAGUUGGUCCUGUGGACCGGUUGGACCAACCGGCCAGUUGGUCCUGUGGACCGGUUGGACCAACCGGCCAGUUGGUCCUGUGGACCGGUUGGACCAACCGGCCAGUUGGUCCUGUGGACCGGUUGGACCAACCGGCCAGUUGGUCCUGUGGACCGGUUGGACCAACCGGCCUGUUGGUCCUGUGGACCGGUUGGACCAACCGGCCAGUUGGUCCUGUGGACCGGUUGGACCAACCGGCCUGUUGGUCCUGUGGACCGGUUGGACCAACCGGCCAGUUGGUCCUGUGGACCGGUUGGACCAACCGGCCAGUUGGUCCUGUGGACCGGUUGGACCAACCGGCCAGUUGGUCCUGUGGACCGGUUGGACCAACCGGCCAGUUGGUCCUGUGGACCGGUUGGACCAACCGGCCAGUUGGUCCUGUGGACCGGUUGGACCAACCGGCCAGUUGGUCCUGUGGACCGGUUGGACCAACCGGCCAGUUGGUCCUGUGGACCGGUUGGACCAACCGGCCUGUUGGUCCUGUGGACCGGUUGGACCAACCGGCCUGUUGGUCCUGUGGACCGGUUGGACCAACCGGCCAGUUGGUCCUGUGGACCGGUUGGACCAACCGGCCAGUUGGUCCUGUGGACCGGUUGGACCAACCGGCCAGUUGGUCCUGUGGACCGGUUGGACCAACCGGCCAGUUGGUCCUGUGGACCGGUUGGACCAACCGGCCAGUUGGUCCUGUGGACCGGUUGGACCAACCGGCCAGUUGGUCCUGUGGACCGGUUGGACCAACCGGCCAGUUGGUCCUGUGGACCGGUUGGACCAACCGGCCAGUUGGUCCUGUGGACCGGUUGGACCAACCGGCCAGUUGGUCCUGUGGACCGGUUGGACCAACCGGCCAGUUGGUCCUGUGGACCGGUUGGACCAACCGGCCAGUUGGUCCUGUGGACCGGUUGGACCAACCGGCCUGUUGGUCCUGUGGACCGGUUGGACCAACCGGCCUGUUGGUCCUGUGGACCGGUUGGACCAACCGGCCUGUUGGUCCUGUGGACCGGUUGGACCAACCGGCCAGUUGGUCCUGUGGACCGGUUGGACCAACCGGCCAGUUGGUCCUGUGGACCGGUUGGACCAACCGGCCAGUUGGUCCUGUGGACCGGUUGGACCAACCGGCCAGUUGGUCCUGUGGACCGGUUGGACCAACCGGCCUGUUGGUCCUGUGGACCGGUUGGACCAACCGGCCAGUUGGUCCUGUGGACCGGUUGGACCAACCGGCCAGUUGGUCCUGUGGACCGGUUGGACCAACCGGCCAGUUGGUCCUGUGGACCGGUUGGACCAACCGGCCAGUUGGUCCUGUGGACCGGUUGGACCAACCGGCCAGUUGGUCCUGUGGACCGGUUGGACCAACCGGCCAGUUGGUCCUGUGGACCGGUUGGACCAACCGGCCAGUUGGUCCUGUGGACCGGUUGGACCAACCGGCCAGUUGGUCCUGUGGACCGGUUGGACCAACCGGCCAGUUGGUCCUGUGGACCGGUUGGACCAACCGGCCUGUUGGUCCUGUGGACCGGUUGGACCAACCGGCCAGUUGGUCCUGUGGACCGGUUGGACCAACCGGCCAGUUGGUCCUGUGGACCGGUUGGACCAACCGGCCAGUUGGUCCUGUGGACCGGUUGGACCAACCGGCCAGUUGGUCCUGUGGACCGGUUGGACCAACCGGCCAGUUGGUCCUGUGGACCGGUUGGACCAACCGGCCAGUUGGUCCUGUGGACCGGUUGGACCAACCGGCCAGUUGGUCCUGUGGACCGGUUGGACCAACCGGCCAGUUGGUCCUGUGGACCGGUUGGACCAACCGGCCAGUUGGUCCUGUGGACCGGUUGGACCAACCGGCCAGUUGGUCCUGUGGACCGGUUGGACCAACCGGCCUGUUGGUCCUGUGGACCGGUUGGACCAACCGGCCAGUUGGUCCUGUGGACCGGUUGGACCAACCGGCCAGUUGGUCCUGUGGACCGGUUGGACCAACCGGCCAGUUGGUCCUGUGGACCGGUUGGACCAACCGGCCAGUUGGUCCUGUGGACCGGUUGGACCAACCGGCCUGUUGGUCCUGUGGACCGGUUGGACCAACCGGCCAGUUGGUCCUGUGGACCGGUUGGACCAACCGGCCAGUUGGUCCUGUGGACCGGUUGGACCAACCGGCCAGUUGGUCCUGUGGACCGGUUGGACCAACCGGCCUGUUGGUCCUGUGGACCGGUUGGACCAACCGGCCAGUUGGUCCUGUGGACCGGUUGGACCAACCGGCCAGUUGGUCCUGUGGACCGGUUGGACCAACCGGCCAGUUGGUCCUGUGGACCGGUUGGACCAACCGGCCAGUUGGUCCUGUGGACCGGUUGGACCAACCGGCCAGUUGGUCCUGUGGACCGGUUGGACCAACCGGCCAGUUGGUCCUGUGGACCGGUUGGACCAACCGGCCAGUUGGUCCUGUGGACCGGUUGGACCAACCGGCCAGUUGGUCCUGUGGACCGGUUGGACCAACCGGCCAGUUGGUCCUGUGGACCGGUUGGACCAACCGGCCAGUUGGUCCUGUGGACCGGUUGGACCAACCGGCCAGUUGGUCCUGUGGACCGGUUGGACCAACCGGCCAGUUGGUCCUGUGGACCGGUUGGACCAACCGGCCUGUUGGUCCUGUGGACCGGUUGGACCAACCGGCCAGUUGGUCCUGUGGACCGGUUGGACCAACCGGCCAGUUGGUCCUGUGGACCGGUUGGACCAACCGGCCUGUUGGUCCUGUGGACCGGUUGGACCAACCGGCCAGUUGGUCCUGUGGACCGGUUGGACCAACCGGCCAGUUGGUCCUGUGGACCGGUUGGACCAACCGGCCAGUUGGUCCUGUGGACCGGUUGGACCAACCGGCCUGUUGGUCCUGUGGACCGGUUGGACCAACCGGCCAGUUGGUCCUGUGGACCGGUUGGACCAACCGGCCAGUUGGUCCUGUGGACCGGUUGGACCAACCGGCCAGUUGGUCCUGUGGACCGGUUGGACCAACCGGCCAGUUGGUCCUGUGGACCGGUUGGACCAACCGGCCAGUUGGUCCUGUGGACCGGUUGGACCAACCGGCCUGUUGGUCCUGUGGACCGGUUGGACCAACCGGCCAGUUGGUCCUGUGGACCGGUUGGACCAACCGGCCAGUUGGUCCUGUGGACCGGUUGGACCAACCGGCCAGUUGGUCCUGUGGACCGGUUGGACCAACCGGCCAGUUGGUCCUGUGGACCGGUUGGACCAACCGGCCAGUUGGUCCUGUGGACCGGUUGGACCAACCGGCCAGUUGGUCCUGUGGACCGGUUGGACCAACCGGCCAGUUGGUCCUGUGGACCGGUUGGACCAACCGGCCUGUUGGUCCUGUGGACCGGUUGGACCAACCGGCCUGUUGGUCCUGUGGACCGGUUGGACCAACCGGCCAGUUGGUCCUGUGGACCGGUUGGACCAACCGGCCUGUUGGUCCUGUGGACCGGUUGGACCAACCGGCCAGUUGGUCCUGUGGACCGGUUGGACCAACCGGCCAGUUGGUCCUGUGGACCGGUUGGACCAACCGGCCAGUUGGUCCUGUGGACCGGUUGGACCAACCGGCCAGUUGGUCCUGUGGACCGGUUGGACCAACCGGCCAGUUGGUCCUGUGGACCGGUUGGACCAACCGGCCAGUUGGUCCUGUGGACCGGUUGGACCAACCGGCCAGUUGGUCCUGUGGACCGGUUGGACCAACCGGCCAGUUGGUCCUGUGGACCGGUUGGACCAACCGGCCAGUUGGUCCUGUGGACCGGUUGGACCAACCGGCCAGUUGGUCCUGUGGACCGGUUGGACCAACCGGCCAGUUGGUCCUGUGGACCGGUUGGACCAACCGGCCAGUUGGUCCUGUGGACCGGUUGGACCAACCGGCCAGUUGGUCCUGUGGACCGGUUGGACCAACGGCCCAGUUGGUCCUGUGGACCGGUUGGACCAACCGGCCAGUUGGUCCUGUGGACCGGUUGGUCCAACCGGCCAGUUGGUCCUGUGGACCGGUUGGACCAACCGGCCAGUUGGUCCUGUGGACCGGUUUGACCAACCGGCCGUUGGUCAUGUGGACCGGUUGGUCCAACCGGCCAGUGUGGUACCUGGUGAGACCGGUUGGUACCAACCGGCCAGUUGGUCAUGUGGACCGGUUGGACCAAACCGGCAGUUGGUCCUGUGGACCGUGUUGGACCAACCGGCCAGUUGGUCCUGUGGACCGUUGGUCCUGUGGACCGGUUGGACCCAACCGGCAUGUUGGUCCUGGGACCGGUUGGACCAACCGGCCAGUUGGUCCUGUGGACCGGUUGGACCACCGGCCAGUUGGUUCAUGUGGACCGGUUGGUCCAACCGGCCAGUUGGUCAUUUUUCCUGUGACCGGUUGGACCAACCGGCCAGUUGGUCCUGUGGACCGGUUGGUCCAACCGGCCAGUUGGUCCUGUGGACCGGUUGGACCAACCCGGCCAGUUGGUCCUGUGGAUCCGGUUGGACCAACCGGCCAGUUGGUCCUGUGGACCGGUUGGACCAACCGGCCAGUUGGUGCAUGUGGACCGGUUGGACCAACCGGCCAGUUGGUCCUGUGGACCGGUGGACCAACCGGCCAGUUGGUCCUGUGGACCGGUUGGACCAACCGGCCAGUUGGUCCUGUGGACCGGUUGGUCCAACCCGGCCAGUUGGUCCUGUGGACGUUGGACAACCGGCCGUGUUGGUCCUGUGGACCGGUUGGACCAACGGCCAGUUGGUCCUGUGGACCGGUUGGACCAACCGGCCAGUUGGUCCUGUGGACCGGUUGGUCCAACCGGCCAGUUGGUCAUGUGGACCGGUUGGACCAACCGGCCAGUUGGUCCUGUGGACCGGUUGGACCAACCGGCAGUUGGUCCUGUGGGACCGGUUGGACCAACCGGCCAGUUGGUCCUGUGGACCGGUUGGUACCAACCGGCCAGUUGGUCCUGUGGACGGUUGGACCAACCGGCCAGUUGGUCCUGUGGACCGGUUGGAUCCAACCGGCCAGUUGGUCCUGGACCGGUUGGACCAACCGGCCGUUGGUCCUGUGGACCGGGUUGUGGACAAACCGUGCCAGUUGGUCCUGUGGACCGGUUUGGACCAACCGGCAAGUUGGUCCUGUGGACCGGUUGGACCAACCGGCCUGUUGGUCCUGUGGACCGGUUUGGACCAACCGGCCAGUUGGUCUGUGGACCGGUUGGACCAACCGGCCAGUUGGUCCUGUGGACCGGUUUGGACCAACCGGCCAGUUGGUCCUGUGGACGGUUGGACCAACCGGCCAGUUGGUCCUGUGGACCGGUUGGUCCAACCGGCCAGUUGGUACCUGUGGACCGGUUGGACCAACCGGCCAGUUGGUCCUGUGGACCGGUUGGACCAACCGGCCUGUUGGUCUGUGGACCGGUUGGACCAACCGGCCAGUUGUCCUGUGGACCGGUUGGACCAACCGGCCAGUUGGUCCUGUGGACCGGUUGGUACCAACCAGCCAGUGGUCAUGUGGACCAACCGGCCAGUUGGUCCUGUGGACCGGUUGGACCAACCGGCCAGUUGGUCCUGUGGACCGGUUGGACCAACCGGCCAGUUGGUCCUGUGGACCGGUUGGACCAACCGGCCAGUUGGUCCUGUGGACCGGUUGGACCAACCGGCCAGUUGGUCCUGUGGACCGGUUGGACCAACCGGCCAGUUGGUCCUGUGGACCGGUUGGACCAACCGGCCAGUUGGUCCUGUGGACCGGUUGGACCAACCGGCCAGUUGGUCCUGUGGACCGGUUGGACCAACCGGCCAGUUGGUCCUGUGGACCGGUUGGACCAACCGGCCAGUUGGUCCUGUGGACCGGUUGGACCAACCGGCCAGUUGGUCCUGUGGACCGGUUGGACCAACCGGCCAGUUGGUCCUGUGGACCGGUUGGACCAACCGGCCAGUUGGUCCUGUGGACCGGUUGGACCAACCGGCCAGUUGGUCCUGUGGACCGGUUGGACCAACCGGCCAGUUGGUCCUGUGGACCGGUUGGACCAACCGGCCAGUUGGUCCUGUGGACCGGUUGGACCAACCGGCCAGUUGGUCCUGUGGACCGGUUGGACCAACCGGCCAGUUGGUCCUGUGGACCGGUUGGACCAACCGGCCAGUUGGUCCUGUGGACCGGUUGGACCAACCGGCCAGUUGGUCCUGUGGACCGGUUGGACCAACCGGCCAGUUGGUCCUGUGGACCGGUUGGACCAACCGGCCAGUUGGUCCUGUGGACCGGUUGGACCAACCGGCCAGUUGGUCCUGUGGACCGGUUGGACCAACCGGCCAGUUGGUCCUGUGGACCGGUUGGACCAACCGGCCAGUUGGUCCUGUGGACCGGUUGGACCAACCGGCCAGUUGGUCCUGUGGACCGGUUGGACCAACCGGCCAGUUGGUCCUGUGGACCGGUUGGACCAACCGGCCAGUUGGUCCUGUGGACCGGUUGGACCAACCGGCCAGUUGGUCCUGUGGACCGGUUGGACCAACCGGCCAGUUGGUCCUGUGGACCGGUUGGACCAACCGGCCAGUUGGUCCUGUGGACCGGUUGGACCAACCGGCCAGUUGGUCCUGUGGACCGGUUGGACCAACCGGCCAGUUGGUCCUGUGGACCGGUUGGACCAACCGGCCAGUUGGUCCUGUGGACCGGUUGGACCAACCGGCCAGUUGGUCCUGUGGACCGGUUGGACCAACCGGCCAGUUGGUCCUGUGGACCGGUUGGACCAACCGGCCAGUUGGUCCUGUGGACCGGUUGGACCAACCGGCCAGUUGGUCCUGUGGACCGGUUGGACCAACCGGCCAGUUGGUCCUGUGGACCGGUUGGACCAACCGGCCAGUUGGUCCUGUGGACCGGUUGGACCAACCGGCCAGUUGGUCCUGUGGACCGGUUGGACCAACCGGCCAGUUGGUCCUGUGGACCGGUUGGACCAACCGGCCAGUUGGUCCUGUGGACCGGUUGGACCAACCGGCCAGUUGGUCCUGUGGACCGGUUGGACCAACCGGCCAGUUGGUCCUGUGGACCGGUUGGACCAACCGGCCAGUUGGUCCUGUGGACCGGUUGGACCAACCGGCCAGUUGGUCCUGUGGACCGGUUGGACCAACCGGCCAGUUGGUCCUGUGGACCGGUUGGACCAACCGGCCAGUUGGUCCUGUGGACCGGUUGGACCAACCGGCCAGUUGGUCCUGUGGACCGGUUGGACCAACCGGCCAGUUGGUCCUGUGGACCGGUUGGACCAACCGGCCAGUUGGUCCUGUGGACCGGUUGGACCAACCGGCCAGUUGGUCCUGUGGACCGGUUGGACCAACCGGCCAGUUGGUCCUGUGGACCGGUUGGACCAACCGGCCAGUUGGUCCUGUGGACCGGUUGGACCAACCGGCCAGUUGGUCCUGUGGACCGGUUGGACCAACCGGCCAGUUGGUCCUGUGGACCGGUUGGACCAACCGGCCAGUUGGUCCUGUGGACCGGUUGGACCAACCGGCCAGUUGGUCCUGUGGACCGGUUGGACCAACCGGCCAGUUGGUCCUGUGGACCGGUUGGACCAACCGGCCAGUUGGUCCUGUGGACCGGUUGGACCAACCGGCCAGUUGGUCCUGUGGACCGGUUGGACCAACCGGCCAGUUGGUCCUGUGGACCGGUUGGACCAACCGGCCAGUUGGUCCUGUGGACCGGUUGGACCAACCGGCCAGUUGGUCCUGUGGACCGGUUGGACCAACCGGCCAGUUGGUCCUGUGGACCGGUUGGACCAACCGGCCAGUUGGUCCUGUGGACCGGUUGGACCAACCGGCCAGUUGGUCCUGUGGACCGGUUGGACCAACCGGCCAGUUGGUCCUGUGGACCGGUUGGACCAACCGGCCAGUUGGUCCUGUGGACCGGUUGGACCAACCGGCCAGUUGGUCCUGUGGACCGGUUGGACCAACCGGCCAGUUGGUCCUGUGGACCGGUUGGACCAACCGGCCAGUUGGUCCUGUGGACCGGUUGGACCAACCGGCCAGUUGGUCCUGUGGACCGGUUGGACCAACCGGCCAGUUGGUCCUGUGGACCGGUUGGACCAACCGGCCAGUUGGUCCUGUGGACCGGUUGGACCAACCGGCCAGUUGGUCCUGUGGACCGGUUGGACCAACCGGCCAGUUGGUCCUGUGGACCGGUUGGACCAACCGGCCAGUUGGUCCUGUGGACCGGUUGGACCAACCGGCCAGUUGGUCCUGUGGACCGGUUGGACCAACCGGCCAGUUGGUCCUGUGGACCGGUUGGACCAACCGGCCAGUUGGUCCUGUGGACCGGUUGGACCAACCGGCCAGUUGGUCCUGUGGACCGGUUGGACCAACCGGCCAGUUGGUCCUGUGGACCGGUUGGACCAACCGGCCAGUUGGUCCUGUGGACCGGUUGGACCAACCGGCCAGUUGGUCCUGUGGACCGGUUGGACCAACCGGCCAGUUGGUCCUGUGGACCGGUUGGACCAACCGGCCAGUUGGUCCUGUGGACCGGUUGGACCAACCGGCCAGUUGGUCCUGUGGACCGGUUGGACCAACCGGCCAGUUGGUCCUGUGGACCGGUUGGACCAACCGGCCAGUUGGUCCUGUGGACCGGUUGGACCAACCGGCCAGUUGGUCCUGUGGACCGGUUGGACCAACCGGCCAGUUGGUCCUGUGGACCGGUUGGACCAACCGGCCAGUUGGUCCUGUGGACCGGUUGGACCAACCGGCCAGUUGGUCCUGUGGACCGGUUGGACCAACCGGCCAGUUGGUCCUGUGGACCGGUUGGACCAACCGGCCAGUUGGUCCUGUGGACCGGUUGGACCAACCGGCCAGUUGGUCCUGUGGACCGGUUGGACCAACCGGCCAGUUGGUCCUGUGGACCGGUUGGACCAACCGGCCAGUUGGUCCUGUGGACCGGUUGGACCAACCGGCCAGUUGGUCCUGUGGACCGGUUGGACCAACCGGCCAGUUGGUCCUGUGGACCGGUUGGACCAACCGGCCAGUUGGUCCUGUGGACCGGUUGGACCAACCGGCCAGUUGGUCCUGUGGACCGGUUGGACCAACCGGCCAGUUGGUCCUGUGGACCGGUUGGACCAACCGGCCAGUUGGUCCUGUGGACCGGUUGGACCAACCGGCCAGUUGGUCCUGUGGACCGGUUGGACCAACCGGCCAGUUGGUCCUGUGGACCGGUUGGACCAACCGGCCAGUUGGUCCUGUGGACCGGUUGGACCAACCGGCCAGUUGGUCCUGUGGACCGGUUGGACCAACCGGCCAGUUGGUCCUGUGGACCGGUUGGACCAACCGGCCAGUUGGUCCUGUGGACCGGUUGGACCAACCGGCCAGUUGGUCCUGUGGACCGGUUGGACCAACCGGCCAGUUGGUCCUGUGGACCGGUUGGACCAACCGGCCAGUUGGUCCUGUGGACCGGUUGGACCAACCGGCCAGUUGGUCCUGUGGACCGGUUGGACCAACCGGCCAGUUGGUCCUGUGGACCGGUUGGACCAACCGGCCAGUUGGUCCUGUGGACCGGUUGGACCAACCGGCCAGUUGGUCCUGUGGACCGGUUGGACCAACCGGCCAGUUGGUCCUGUGGACCGGUUGGACCAACCGGCCAGUUGGUCCUGUGGACCGGUUGGACCAACCGGCCAGUUGGUCCUGUGGACCGGUUGGACCAACCGGCCAGUUGGUCCUGUGGACCGGUUGGACCAACCGGCCAGUUGGUCCUGUGGACCGGUUGGACCAACCGGCCAGUUGGUCCUGUGGACCGGUUGGACCAACCGGCCAGUUGGUCCUGUGGACCGGUUGGACCAACCGGCCAGUUGGUCCUGUGGACCGGUUGGACCAACCGGCCAGUUGGUCCUGUGGACCGGUUGGACCAACCGGCCAGUUGGUCCUGUGGACCGGUUGGACCAACCGGCCAGUUGGUCCUGUGGACCGGUUGGACCAACCGGCCAGUUGGUCCUGUGGACCGGUUGGACCAACCGGCCAGUUGGUCCUGUGGACCGGUUGGACCAACCGGCCAGUUGGUCCUGUGGACCGGUUGGACCAACCGGCCAGUUGGUCCUGUGGACCGGUUGGACCAACCGGCCAGUUGGUCCUGUGGACCGGUUGGACCAACCGGCCAGUUGGUCCUGUGGACCGGUUGGACCAACCGGCCAGUUGGUCCUGUGGACCGGUUGGACCAACCGGCCAGUUGGUCCUGUGGACCGGUUGGACCAACCGGCCAGUUGGUCCUGUGGACCGGUUGGACCAACCGGCCAGUUGGUCCUGUGGACCGGUUGGACCAACCGGCCAGUUGGUCCUGUGGACCGGUUGGACCAACCGGCCAGUUGGUCCUGUGGACCGGUUGGACCAACCGGCCAGUUGGUCCUGUGGACCGGUUGGACCAACCGGCCAGUUGGUCCUGUGGACCGGUUGGACCAACCGGCCAGUUGGUCCUGUGGACCGGUUGGACCAACCGGCCAGUUGGUCCUGUGGACCGGUUGGACCAACCGGCCAGUUGGUCCUGUGGACCGGUUGGACCAACCGGCCAGUUGGUCCUGUGGACCGGUUGGACCAACCGGCCAGUUGGUCCUGUGGACCGGUUGGACCAACCGGCCAGUUGGUCCUGUGGACCGGUUGGACCAACCGGCCAGUUGGUCCUGUGGACCGGUUGGACCAACCGGCCAGUUGGUCCUGUGGACCGGUUGGACCAACCGGCCAGUUGGUCCUGUGGACCGGUUGGACCAACCGGCCAGUUGGUCCUGUGGACCGGUUGGACCAACCGGCCAGUUGGUCCUGUGGACCGGUUGGACCAACCGGCCAGUUGGUCCUGUGGACCGGUUGGACCAACCGGCCAGUUGGUCCUGUGGACCGGUUGGACCAACCGGCCAGUUGGUCCUGUGGACCGGUUGGACCAACCGGCCAGUUGGUCCUGUGGACCGGUUGGACCAACCGGCCAGUUGGUCCUGUGGACCGGUUGGACCAACCGGCCAGUUGGUCCUGUGGACCGGUUGGACCAACCGGCCAGUUGGUCCUGUGGACCGGUUGGACCAACCGGCCAGUUGGUCCUGUGGACCGGUUGGACCAACCGGCCAGUUGGUCCUGUGGACCGGUUGGACCAACCGGCCAGUUGGUCCUGUGGACCGGUUGGACCAACCGGCCAGUUGGUCCUGUGGACCGGUUGGACCAACCGGCCAGUUGGUCCUGUGGACCGGUUGGACCAACCGGCCAGUUGGUCCUGUGGACCGGUUGGACCAACCGGCCAGUUGGUCCUGUGGACCGGUUGGACCAACCGGCCAGUUGGUCCUGUGGACCGGUUGGACCAACCGGCCAGUUGGUCCUGUGGACCGGUUGGACCAACCGGCCAGUUGGUCCUGUGGACCGGUUGGACCAACCGGCCAGUUGGUCCUGUGGACCGGUUGGACCAACCGGCCAGUUGGUCCUGUGGACCGGUUGGACCAACCGGCCAGUUGGUCCUGUGGACCGGUUGGACCAACCGGCCAGUUGGUCCUGUGGACCGGUUGGACCAACCGGCCAGUUGGUCCUGUGGACCGGUUGGACCAACCGGCCAGUUGGUCCUGUGGACCGGUUGGACCAACCGGCCAGUUGGUCCUGUGGACCGGUUGGACCAACCGGCCAGUUGGUCCUGUGGACCGGUUGGACCAACCGGCCAGUUGGUCCUGUGGACCGGUUGGACCAACCGGCCAGUUGGUCCUGUGGACCGGUUGGACCAACCGGCCAGUUGGUCCUGUGGACCGGUUGGACCAACCGGCCAGUUGGUCCUGUGGACCGGUUGGACCAACCGGCCAGUUGGUCCUGUGGACCGGUUGGACCAACCGGCCAGUUGGUCCUGUGGACCGGUUGGACCAACCGGCCAGUUGGUCCUGUGGACCGGUUGGACCAACCGGCCAGUUGGUCCUGUGGACCGGUUGGACCAACCGGCCAGUUGGUCCUGUGGACCGGUUGGACCAACCGGCCAGUUGGUCCUGUGGACCGGUUGGACCAACCGGCCAGUUGGUCCUGUGGACCGGUUGGACCAACCGGCCAGUUGGUCCUGUGGACCGGUUGGACCAACCGGCCAGUUGGUCCUGUGGACCGGUUGGACCAACCGGCCAGUUGGUCCUGUGGACCGGUUGGACCAACCGGCCAGUUGGUCCUGUGGACCGGUUGGACCAACCGGCCAGUUGGUCCUGUGGACCGGUUGGACCAACCGGCCAGUUGGUCCUGUGGACCGGUUGGACCAACCGGCCAGUUGGUCCUGUGGACCGGUUGGACCAACCGGCCAGUUGGUCCUGUGGACCGGUUGGACCAACCGGCCAGUUGGUCCUGUGGACCGGUUGGACCAACCGGCCAGUUGGUCCUGUGGACCGGUUGGACCAACCGGCCAGUUGGUCCUGUGGACCGGUUGGACCAACCGGCCAGUUGGUCCUGUGGACCGGUUGGACCAACCGGCCAGUUGGUCCUGUGGACCGGUUGGACCAACCGGCCAGUUGGUCCUGUGGACCGGUUGGACCAACCGGCCAGUUGGUCCUGUGGACCGGUUGGACCAACCGGCCAGUUGGUCCUGUGGACCGGUUGGACCAACCGGCCAGUUGGUCCUGUGGACCGGUUGGACCAACCGGCCAGUUGGUCCUGUGGACCGGUUGGACCAACCGGCCAGUUGGUCCUGUGGACCGGUUGGACCAACCGGCCAGUUGGUCCUGUGGACCGGUUGGACCAACCGGCCAGUUGGUCCUGUGGACCGGUUGGACCAACCGGCCAGUUGGUCCUGUGGACCGGUUGGACCAACCGGCCAGUUGGUCCUGUGGACCGGUUGGACCAACCGGCCAGUUGGUCCUGUGGACCGGUUGGACCAACCGGCCAGUUGGUCCUGUGGACCGGUUGGACCAACCGGCCAGUUGGUCCUGUGGACCGGUUGGACCAACCGGCCAGUUGGUCCUGUGGACCGGUUGGACCAACCGGCCAGUUGGUCCUGUGGACCGGUUGGACCAACCGGCCAGUUGGUCCUGUGGACCGGUUGGACCAACCGGCCAGUUGGUCCUGUGGACCGGUUGGACCAACCGGCCAGUUGGUCCUGUGGACCGGUUGGACCAACCGGCCAGUUGGUCCUGUGGACCGGUUGGACCAACCGGCCAGUUGGUCCUGUGGACCGGUUGGACCAACCGGCCAGUUGGUCCUGUGGACCGGUUGGACCAACCGGCCAGUUGGUCCUGUGGACCGGUUGGACCAACCGGCCAGUUGGUCCUGUGGACCGGUUGGACCAACCGGCCAGUUGGUCCUGUGGACCGGUUGGACCAACCGGCCAGUUGGUCCUGUGGACCGGUUGGACCAACCGGCCUGUUGGUCCUGUGGACCGGUUGGACCAACCGGCCAGUUGGUCCUGUGGACCGGUUGGACCAACCGGCCAGUUGGUCCUGUGGACCGGUUGGACCAACCGGCCAGUUGGUCCUGUGGACCGGUUGGACCAACCGGCCAGUUGGUCCUGUGGACCGGUUGGACCAACCGGCCAGUUGGUCCUGUGGACCGGUUGGACCAACCGGCCAGUUGGUCCUGUGGACCGGUUGGACCAACCGGCCAGUUGGUCCUGUGGACCGGUUGGACCAACCGGCCAGUUGGUCCUGUGGACCGGUUGGACCAACCGGCCAGUUGGUCCUGUGGACCGGUUGGACCAACCGGCCAGUUGGUCCUGUGGACCGGUUGGACCAACCGGCCAGUUGGUCCUGUGGACCGGUUGGACCAACCGGCCAGUUGGUCCUGUGGACCGGUUGGACCAACCGGCCAGUUGGUCCUGUGGACCGGUUGGACCAACCGGCCAGUUGGUCCUGUGGACCGGUUGGACCAACCGGCCUGUUGGUCCUGUGGACCGGUUGGACCAACCGGCCAGUUGGUCCUGUGGACCGGUUGGACCAACCGGCCAGUUGGUCCUGUGGACCGGUUGGACCAACCGGCCAGUUGGUCCUGUGGACCGGUUGGACCAACCGGCCAGUUGGUCCUGUGGACCGGUUGGACCAACCGGCCAGUUGGUCCUGUGGACCGGUUGGACCAACCGGCCAGUUGGUCCUGUGGACCGGUUGGACCAACCGGCCAGUUGGUCCUGUGGACCGGUUGGACCAACCGGCCAGUUGGUCCUGUGGACCGGUUGGACCAACCGGCCAGUUGGUCCUGUGGACCGGUUGGACCAACCGGCCAGUUGGUCCUGUGGACCGGUUGGACCAACCGGCCAGUUGGUCCUGUGGACCGGUUGGACCAACCGGCCAGUUGGUCCUGUGGACCGGUUGGACCAACCGGCCAGUUGGUCCUGUGGACCGGUUGGACCAACCGGCCAGUUGGUCCUGUGGACCGGUUGGACCAACCGGCCAGUUGGUCCUGUGGACCGGUUGGACCAACCGGCCAGUUGGUCCUGUGGACCGGUUGGACCAACCGGCCAGUUGGUCCUGUGGACCGGUUGGACCAACCGGCCAGUUGGUCCUGUGGACCGGUUGGACCAACCGGCCAGUUGGUCCUGUGGACCGGUUGGACCAACCGGCCAGUUGGUCCUGUGGACCGGUUGGACCAACCGGCCAGUUGGUCCUGUGGACCGGUUGGACCAACCGGCCAGUUGGUCCUGUGGACCGGUUGGACCAACCGGCCAGUUGGUCCUGUGGACCGGUUGGACCAACCGGCCAGUUGGUCCUGUGGACCGGUUGGACCAACCGGCCAGUUGGUCCUGUGGACCGGUUGGACCAACCGGCCUGUUGGUCCUGUGGACCGGUUGGACCAACCGGCCAGUUGGUCCUGUGGACCGGUUGGACCAACCGGCCAGUUGGUCCUGUGGACCGGUUGGACCAACCGGCCAGUUGGUCCUGUGGACCGGUUGGACCAACCGGCCAGUUGGUCCUGUGGACCGGUUGGACCAACCGGCCAGUUGGUCCUGUGGACCGGUUGGACCAACCGGCCAGUUGGUCCUGUGGACCGGUUGGACCAACCGGCCAGUUGGUCCUGUGGACCGGUUGGACCAACCGGCCAGUUGGUCCUGUGGACCGGUUGGACCAACCGGCCAGUUGGUCCUGUGGACCGGUUGGACCAACCGGCCAGUUGGUCCUGUGGACCGGUUGGACCAACCGGCCAGUUGGUCCUGUGGACCGGUUGGACCAACCGGCCAGUUGGUCCUGUGGACCGGUUGGACCAACCGGCCAGUUGGUCCUGUGGACCGGUUGGACCAACCGGCCAGUUGGUCCUGUGGACCGGUUGGACCAACCGGCCAGUUGGUCCUGUGGACCGGUUGGACCAACCGGCCAGUUGGUCCUGUGGACCGGUUGGACCAACCGGCCAGUUGGUCCUGUGGACCGGUUGGACCAACCGGCCAGUUGGUCCUGUGGACCGGUUGGACCAACCGGCCAGUUGGUCCUGUGGACCGGUUGGACCAACCGGCCAGUUGGUCCUGUGGACCGGUUGGACCAACCGGCCUGUUGGUCCUGUGGACCGGUUGGACCAACCGGCCAGUUGGUCCUGUGGACCGGUUGGACCAACCGGCCAGUUGGUCCUGUGGACCGGUUGGACCAACCGGCCAGUUGGUCCUGUGGACCGGUUGGACCAACCGGCCAGUUGGUCCUGUGGACCGGUUGGACCAACCGGCCAGUUGGUCCUGUGGACCGGUUGGACCAACCGGCCAGUUGGUCCUGUGGACCGGUUGGACCAACCGGCCAGUUGGUCCUGUGGACCGGUUGGACCAACCGGCCAGUUGGUCCUGUGGACCGGUUGGACCAACCGGCCAGUUGGUCCUGUGGACCGGUUGGACCAACCGGCCAGUUGGUCCUGUGGACCGGUUGGACCAACCGGCCAGUUGGUCCUGUGGACCGGUUGGACCAACCGGCCAGUUGGUCCUGUGGACCGGUUGGACCAACCGGCCAGUUGGUCCUGUGGACCGGUUGGACCAACCGGCCAGUUGGUCCUGUGGACCGGUUGGACCAACCGGCCAGUUGGUCCUGUGGACCGGUUGGACCAACCGGCCAGUUGGUCCUGUGGACCGGUUGGACCAACCGGCCAGUUGGUCCUGUGGACCGGUUGGACCAACCGGCCAGUUGGUCCUGUGGACCGGUUGGACCAACCGGCCAGUUGGUCCUGUGGACCGGUUGGACCAACCGGCCAGUUGGUCCUGUGGACCGGUUGGACCAACCGGCCAGUUGGUCCUGUGGACCGGUUGGACCAACCGGCCAGUUGGUCCUGUGGACCGGUUGGACCAACCGGCCAGUUGGUCCUGUGGACCGGUUGGACCAACCGGCCAGUUGGUCCUGUGGACCGGUUGGACCAACCGGCCAGUUGGUCCUGUGGACCGGUUGGACCAACCGGCCAGUUGGUCCUGUGGACCGGUUGGACCAACCGGCCAGUUGGUCCUGUGGACCGGUUGGACCAACCGGCCAGUUGGUCCUGUGGACCGGUUGGACCAACCGGCCAGUUGGUCCUGUGGACCGGUUGGACCAACCGGCCAGUUGGUCCUGUGGACCGGUUGGACCAACCGGCCAGUUGGUCCUGUGGACCGGUUGGACCAACCGGCCAGUUGGUCCUGUGGACCGGUUGGACCAACCGGCCAGUUGUCAUGUGGACCGGUUGGACCAACCGGCCAGUGGGUCAUGUGGACCGGUUGGACCAACGGCCAGUUGGUCAUGUGGACCGCUUGGACCAACCGGCCAGUUGGUCCUGUGGACCGGUUGGACCAACCGGCCAGUUGGUCCUGUGGACCGGUUUGGACCAACCGGCCAGUUGGUCAUGUGGACCGUUGGACCAACCGGCCAGUUUGGUCAUGUGGACCGGUUGGGCCAACCGGCCAGUUGGUCAUGUGGACCGGUUGGACCAACCGGCCAGUUGGUCCUGUGGACCGGUUGACCCAAACGGCCUGUUGGUCCUGUGGACCGGUUGGACCAACCGGCCAGUUGGUCCUGUGGACCAGGUUUGGACCAACCGGCCAGUUGUCCUGUGACCGCGUUAGGACCAACCGGCCAGUUGGUCUGUGGACCGGUUGGACCAACCGGCCAGUUGGUUCCAUUGUGGACCGGUUGGAUCCAACCGGACAUGUUGGUCCUGUGGACCGGUUGGACCAACCGGCCAGUUGGUCCUGUGGACCGGUUGGACCAACGGCCAGUUGGUCCUGUGGACCGGUUGGACCAACCGGCCGUUGGUCAUGUGGACCGGUUGGACCAACCGGCCAGUUGGUCCUGUGGACCGGUUGGGACCAACCGGCCAGUUGGUCCUGUGGACCGGUUGGACCAACCGGCCAGUUGGUCAUGUGGACCGGUUGGACCAACCGGCCAGUUGGUCAUGUGGACCGGUUGGUACCAACCGGCCAGUUGGUCCUGUGGACCGGUUGGACCAACCGGCCAGUUGGUCCUGUGGACCGGGUUGGACCAACCGGCCAGUUGGUCCUGUGGACCGGUUGGACCAACCGGCCAGUUGGGUCAUGUUGGACCGGUUGGACCAACCGGCCAGUUGGUCCUGUGGACCGGUUGGACCAACCGGCCAGUUGGUCCUGUGGACCGGUUGGACCAACCGGCCAGUUGGUCCUGUGGACCGGUUGGACCAACCGGCCAGUUGGUCCUGUGGACCGGUUGGACCAACCGGCCAGUUGGUCCUGUGGACCGGUUGGACCAACCGGCCAGUUGGUCCUGUGGACCGGUUGGACCAACCGGCCAGUUGGUCCUGUGGACCGGUUGGACCAACCGGCCAGUUGGUCCUGUGGACCGGUUGGACCAACCGGCCAGUUGGUCCUGUGGACCGGUUGGACCAACCGGCCAGUUGGUCCUGUGGACCGGUUGGACCAAACCGGCCAGUUGGUCCUGUGGACCGGUUGGACCAACCGGCCAGUUGGUCCUGUGGACCGGUUGGACCAACCGGCCAGUUGGUCCUGUGGACCGGUUGGACCAACCGGCCAGUUGGUCCUGUGGACCGGUUGGACCAACCGGCCAGUGGUCAUGUGGACCCGGUUGGACCCAACCGGGCCAGUUGCGUCUGUGGACCGGUUGGUACCAACGGCCAGUUGGUCAUGUGGACCGGUUGGACCAACGGCCAGUUGGUCCUGUGGACCGGUUGGACCAACCGGCCAGUUGGUCCUGUGGACCGGUUGGACCAACCGGCCAGUUGGUCCUGUGGACCGGUUGGUACCAACCGGACCAGUUGGUCCUGUGGACCGGUUGGACCAACCGGCCAGUUGGUCCUGUGGACCGGUUGGACCAACCGGCCAGUUGGUCCUGUGGACCGGUUGGACCAACCGGCCAGUUGGUCCUGUGGACCGGUUGGACCAACCGGCCAGUUGGUCCUGUGGACCGUUGUUCCCUGUGGACCGGUUUGGACCAACCGGCCAGUUGGUCAUGUGGACCGGUUGGACCAACCGGCCAGUUGGUCCUGUGGACCGGUUGGCCAACCGGCCAGUUGGUCAUGUGACCGGUUGGACCAACCGGCCAGUUGGUCCUUGUGGACCGUUGGACCAACCGGCCAGUUGGUCAUGUGGACCGGUUGGUACCAACCGGCCAGUUGGUCAUGUGGACCGGUUGGACCAACCGGCCAAGUUGGUCAUGUGGACCGGUUGGACCAACCGGCCAGUUGGUCCUGUGGACCGGGUUGGACCAACCGGCCAGUUGGUCCUGUGGACCGGUUGGACCAACCGGCCAGUUGGUCCAUGUGGACCGGUUUGGUCCAAACCGGCCAGUUGGUCAUGUGGACCGGUUGGACCAACCGGCCAGUUGGUCCUGUGGACCGGUUGGACCAACCGGGCCAGUUGGUCCUGUGGACCGUUGGACCAACCGGCCAGUUGGUCCUGUGGACCCGGUUGGACCAACCGGCCAGUUGGUCCUGUGGACCGGUUGGACCAACCGGCCAGUUGGUCCUGUGGACCGGUUGGACCAACCGGCCAGUUGGUCCUGUGGACCGGUUGGACCAACCGGCCAGUUGGUCCUGUGGACCGGUUGGACCAACCGGCCAGUUGGUCCUGUGGACCGGUUGGACCAACCGGCCAGUUGGUCCGGUUGGACCAACCGGCCAGUUGGUCCUGUGGACCGGUUGGACCAACCGGCCAGUUGGUCCUGUGGACCGGUUGGACCAACCGGCCAGUUGGUCCUGUGGACCGGUUGGACCAACCGGCCAGUUGGUCCUGUGGACCGGUUGGACCAACCGGCCAGUUGGUCCUGUGGACCGGUUGGACCAACCGGCCAGUUGGUCCUGUGGACCGGUUGGACCAACCGGCCAGUUGGUCCUGUGGACCGGUUGGACCAACCGGCCAGUUGGUCCUGUGGACCGGUUGGACCAACCGGCCAGUUGGUCCUGUGGACCGGUUGGACCAACGGCCAGUUGGUCCUGUGGACCGGUUGGACCAACCGGCCAGUUGGUCCUGUGGACCGGUUGGACCAACCGGCCAGUUGGUCCUGUGGACCGGUUGGACCAACCGGCCAGUUGGUCCUGUGGACCGGUUGGACCAACCGGCCAGUUGGUCCUGUGGACGGUUGGACCAACCGGCCAGUUGGUCCUGUGGACCGGUUGGACCAACCGGCCAGUUGGUCCUGUGGACCGGUUGGACCAACCGGCCAGUUGGUCCUGUGGACCGGUUGGACCAACCGGCCAGUUGGUCCUGUGGACCGGUUGGACCAACCGGCCAGUUGGUCCUGUGGACCGGUUGGACCAACCGGCCAGUUGGUCCUGUGGACCGGUUGGACCAACCGGCAGUUGGUCCUGUGGACCGGUUGGACCAACCGGCCAGUUGGUCAUGUGGACCGGUUGGACCAACCGGCCUAGUUGGUCCUGUGGACGGUUGGACCAACCGGCCAGUUGGUCAUGUGGACCGGUUGGUCCAACCGGCCAGUUGGUCAUGUGGACCGGGUGUGACCAACCGGCCAGUUGGUCAUGUGGACCGGUUGGACCAACCGGCCAUUUGGUCAUGUGGACCGGUUGGACCAACCGGCCAGUUGGUCAUGUGGACCGGUUGGACCAACCGGCCAUGUUGGUCCCUGUGGACCGGUUGGACCAACCGGCCAGUUGGUCAUGUGACCGGUUGGACCAACCGGCCAGUUGGUCAUGUGGACCGGUUGGACCAACCGGCCAGUUGGUCCUGUGGACCGGUUGGACCAACCGGCCAGUUGUCCUGUGGACCGGUUGGAUCCAACCGCCAGUUGGUCCUGUGGACCGGUUGGACCAACCGGCCCAGUUGGUCCAUGUGGACCGGUUGGACCAACCGGCCAGUUGGUCCUGUGGACCGGUUGGACCAACCGGCCAGUUGGUCCUGUGGACCGGUUGGACCAACCGGCCAGUUGGUCCUGUGGACCGGUUGGUACCAACCGGCCAGUUGGUCAUGUGUGGGAGGCCGGUUGGUACCAACCCGGCCAGUUGGUCCUGUGGACCGGUUGGUACCAACCGGCCAGUUGGUCAUGUGGACCGGUUGGACCAACCGGCCAGUUGGUCCUGUGGACCGGUUUGGACCAACCGGCCAGUUGGUCCUGUGGACCGGUGGACCAACCGGCCAGUUGGUCCUGUGGACCGGUUGGACCAACCGGCCAGUUGGUCCUGUGGACCGGUUGGACCAACCGGCCAGUUGGUCAUGUGGACCGGUUGGACCAACCGGCCAGUUGGUCAUGUGGACCGGUUGGACCAACCGGCCAGUUGGUCCUGUGGACCGGUUGGUACCAAUCGGCCAGUUGGUCCUGUGGACCGGUUGGACCAACCGGCCAGUUGGUCCUGUGGACCGGUUGGACCAACCGGCCAGUUGGUCCUGUGGACCGGUUGGACCAACCGGCCAGUUGGUCCUGUGGACCGUUGGUCAUGUGGACCGGUUGACCAACCGGCCAGUUGGUCCUGUGGACCGGUUGGACCAACCGCCAGUUGGUCCUGUGGACCGGUUGGACCAACCGGCCAGUUGGUCCUGUGGACCGGUUGACCAACCGGCCAGUUGGUCCUGUGGACCGGUUGGAACCAACCGGCCAGUUGGUCCUGUGGACCGGUUGGACCAACCGGCCAGUUGGUCCUGUGGACCGGUUGGACCAACGGCCAUGUUGGUCCUGUGGACCGGUUGGACCAACCGGCCAGUUGGUCCUUGGACCGGUUGGACCAACCGGCCAGUUGGUCAUGUGGACCGGUUGGACCAACCGGCCAGUUGGUCCUGUGGACCGGUUGACCAACCGGCCAGUUGGUCCUGUGGACCGGUUGGACCAACCGGCCAGUUGGUCCUGUGGACCGGUUGGACCAACCGGCCAGUUGUCCUGUGGACCGGUUGGACCAACCGGCCAGUUGGUCCCUGUGGACCGGUUGACCACCGGCCAGUUGGUCCUGUGGACCGGUUGGACCAAACGGCCCAGUUGGUCCCUAGUGGACCGGUUGGACCAAACCGGCCAGUUGGUCUUGUGGACCGUUGGACCAACCGGCCAGUUGGUCAUGUGGAACCGGUUGGACCAACCGGCCAGUUGGUCCCUGUGGACCGGUUGGACCAACCGGCCAGUUGGUCAUGUGGACCGGUUUGGACCAACCGGCCAGUUGGUCCUGUGGACCGGUUGGACCAACCGGCCAGUUGGUCUGUGGACCGGUUGGACCAACCGGCCAGUUGGUCAUGUGGACCGGUUGGUACCAACCGGCCAGUUGGUCCUGUGGACCGGUUGGUCCAACCGGCCAGUUGGUCAUGUGGACCGGUUGGACCACCCGGCCAGUUGGUCCUGUGGACCGGUUUGGACCAACCGGCCAGUUUGGUCAUGUGGACCGGUUGGUACCCAACCGGCCAGUUGGUCCUGUGGACCGGUUGGACCAACCGGCCAGUUGGUCAUGUGGACCGGUUGGGCCAACCGGCCAGUUGGUCCUGUGGACCGGUUGGACCAACCGGCCAGUUGGUCAUGUGGACCGGUUGGACCAACCGGCCAGUUGGUCAUGUGGACCGGUUGGACCAACCGGCCAGUUGGUCAUGUGGACCGGUUGGACCAACCGGCCAGUUGGUCCUGUGGACCGGUUGGACCAACCGGCCAGUUGGUCCUGUGGACCGGUUGGACCAACCGGCCAGUUGGUCCUGUGGGACCGGUUGGACCAACCGGCCAGUUGGUCCUGUGGACCGGUUGGACCAACCGGCCAGUUGGUCCUGUGGACCGGUUGGACCAACCGGCCAGUUGGUCCUGUGGACCGGUUGGACCAACCGGCCAGUUGGUCCUGUGGACCGGUUGGACCAACCGGCCAGUUGGUCCUGUGGACCGGUUGGACCAACCGGCCAGUUGGUCCUGUGGACCGGUUGGACCAACCGGCCAGUGGUCCGGUUGGACCAACCGGCCAGUUGGUCAUGUGGACCGGUUGGACCAACCGGCCAGUUGGUCCUGUGGACCGGUUGGACCAACCGGCCAGUUGGUCCUGUGGACCGGUUGGACCAACCGGCCAGUUGGUCCUGUGGACCGGUUGGACCAACCGGCCAGUUGGUCCUGUGGACCGGUUGGACCAACCGGCCAGUUGGUCUGUGGACCGGUUGGACCAACCGGCCAGUUGGUCCUGUGGACGGUUGGACCAACGGCCAGUUGGUCAUGUGGACCGGUGGACCACCAACCGGCCAGUUGGUCCUGUGGACCGGUUGGACCAACCGGCCAGUUGGUCCUGUGGACCGGUUGGACCAACCGGCCAGUUGGUCAUGUGGACCGGUUGGACCAACCGGCCAGUUGGUCCUGUGGACCGGUUGGACCAAACGGCCAGUUGGUCCUGUGGACCGUUGGACCAACCGGCCAGUUGGUCCUGUGGACCGGUUGGACCAACCGGCCAGUUGGUCCUGUGGACCGGUUGGACCAACCGGCCAGUUGGUCAUGUGGACCGGUUGGACCAACCGGCCAGUUGGUCCUGUGGACCGGUUGGACCAACCGGCCAGUUGGUCCUGUGGACCGGUUGGACCAACCGGCCAGUUGGUCCUGUGGACCGGUUGGACCAACCGGCCAGUUGGUCCUGUGGACCGGUUGGACCAACCGGCCAGUUGGUCCUGUGGACCGGUUGGACCAACCGGCCAGUUGGUCCUGUGGACCCGGUUGGACCAACCGGCCAGUUGGUCCUGUGGACCGGUUGGACCAACCGGCCAGUUGGUCCUGUGGACCGGUUGGACCAACCGGCCAGUUGGUCCUGUGGACCGGUUGGACCAACCGGCCAGUUGGUCAUGUGGACCGGUUGGACCAACCGGCCAGUUGGUCCUGUGGACCGGUUGGACCAACCGGCCAGUUGGUCCUGUGGACCGGUUGGACCAACCGGCCAGUUGGUCCUGUGGACCGGUUGGACCAACCGGCCAGUUGGUCCUGUGGACCGGUUGGACCAACCGGCCAGUUGGUCCUGUGGACCGGUUGACCAACCGGCCAGUUGGUCCUGUGGACCGGUUGGACCAACCGGCCAGUUGGUCCUGUGGACCGGUUGGACCAACCGGCCAGUUGGUCCUGUGGACCGGUUGGACCAACCGGCCAGUUGGUCUGUGGACCGGUUGGACCAACCGGCCAGUUGGUCCUGUGGACCGGUUGGACCAACCGGCCAGUUGGUCAUCCUGUGGACCGGUUGGACCAACCGGCCAGUUGGUCCUGUGGACCGGUUGGACCAACCGGCCAGUUGGUCCUGUGGACCGGUUGGACCAACCGCCAGUUGGUCCUGUGGACCGGUUGGACCAACCGGCCAGUUGGUCCUGUGGACCGGUUGGACCAACCGGCCAGUUGGUCUGUGUGGACCGGUUGGACCAACCGGCCAGUUGGUCCUGUGGACCGGUUGGACCAACCGGCCAGUUGGUCUGUGGACCGGUUGGACCAACCGGCCAGUUGGUCUGUGGACCGGUUGGACCAAACAACCCGGCCAGUUGGUCCUGUGGACCGGUUGGACCAACCGGCCAGUUGGUCCUGUGGACCGGUUGGACCAACCGGCCAGUUGGUCCUGUGGACCGGUUGGACCAACCGGCCAGUUGGUCCUGUGGACCGGUUGGACCAACCGGCCAGUUGGUCCUGUGGACCGGUUGGACCAACCGGCCAGUUGGUCCUGUGGACCGGUUGGACCAACCGGCCAGUUGGUCUGUGGACCGGUUGGACCAACCGGCCAGUUGGUCCUGUGGACCGGUUGGACCAACCGGCCAGUUGGUCCUGUGGACCGGUUGGACCAACCGGCCAGUUGGUCCUGUGGACCGGUUGGACCAACCGGCCAGUUGGUCCUGUGGACCGGUUGGACCAAACGGCCAGUUGGUCCUGUGGACCGGUUGGACCAACCGGCCAGUUGGUCCUGUGGACCGGUUGGACAAACCGGCCAGUUGGUCUGUGGACCGGUUGGACCAACGGCCAGUUGGUCCUGUGGACCGGUUGGACCAACCGGCCAGUUGGUCCUGUGGACCGGUUGGACCAACCGGCCAGUUGGUCAUGUGGACCGGUUGGACCAACCGGCCAGUUGGUCUGUGGACCGGUUGGACCAACCGGCCAGUUGGUCCUGUGGACCGGUUGGACCAACGGCCAGUUGGUCCUGUGGACCGGUUGGACCAACCGGCCAGUUGGUCCUGUGGACCGGGGACCAACCGGCCAGUUGGUCCUGUGGACCGGUUGGACCAACCGGCCAGUUGGUCAUGUGGACCGGUUGGACCAACCGGCCAGUUGGUCCUGUGGACCGGUUGGACCAACCGGCCAGUUGGUCCUGUGGACCGGUUGGACCAACCGGCCAGUUGGUCCUGUGGACCGGUGGACCAACCGGCCAGUUGGUCCUGUGGACCGGUUGGACCAACCGGCCAGUUGGUCCUGUGGACCGGUUGGACCAACCGGCCAGUUGGUCCUGUGGACCGGUUGGACCAACCGGCCAGUUGGUCCUGUGGACCGGUUGGACCAACCGGCCAGUUGGUCCUGUGGACCGGUUGGACCAACCGGCCAGUUGGUCCUGUGGACGGUUGGACCAACCGGCCAGUUGGUCUGUGGACCGGUUGGACCAACCGGCCAGUUGGUCCUGUGGACCGGUUGGACCAACGGCCAGUUGGUCCUGUGGACCGGUUGGACCAACCGGCCAGUGGUCCUGUGGACCGGUUGGUCCAACCGGCCAGUUGGUCCUGUGGACCGGUUGGACCAACCGGCCAGUUGGUCUGUGGACCGGUUGGACCAACCGGCCAGUUGGUCCUGUGGACCGGUUGGACCAAACGGCCAGUUGGUCAUGUGGAACGGUUGGACCAACGGCCAGUUGGUCCUGUGGACCGGUUGGACCAAACCGGCCAGUUUGGUCUGUGGAACGGUUGGACCAACCGGCCAGUUGGUCCUGUGGACCGGUUGGACCAACCGGCCAGUUGGUCCUGUGGACCGGUUGGACCAACCGGCCAGUUGGUCCUGUGGACCGGUUGGACCAACCGGCCAGUUGGUCCUGUGGACCGGUUGGACCAACCGGCCAGUUGGUCCUGUGGACCGGUUGGACCAACCGGCCAGUUGGUCAUGUGGACGGUUGGACCAACCGGCCUGUUGGUCCUGUGGACCGGUUGGACCAACCGGCCAGUUGGUCAUGUGGACCGGUUGGACCAACGGCCAGUUGGUCCUGUGGACGGUUGGACAAACGGCCAGUUGGUCCUGUGGACCGGUUGA